Nematolebias whitei (Rio pearlfish) is the source of this 1387-nucleotide messenger RNA. RefSeq names its product glucose-fructose oxidoreductase domain containing 2 (gene gfod2). Lineage: Eukaryota; Metazoa; Chordata; Actinopteri; Cyprinodontiformes; Rivulidae. Gene Ontology annotation, molecular function: nucleotide binding. The coding region runs from base 184 to 1332 and encodes 382 amino acids. The transcript is spliced from 3 exons. The record is from RefSeq and is a predicted model, not a curated record.
AAGCUAACAUUAGCAGAUGGGCAUAGCCCCGGCUGAGCGCCUCUCUGCGGAGGACGUUGACCCGGCUAACAGUGGGUAAACUCAUCCAGGCUCGCCAACAAACAGCACAAGCCUCGACAGAUAAACAGACAUUGAAGAGGAUGGCUGCAGUUCACACAUAAAAUCCUGCUGAGAGGCACUGCCAUGUUGCCGGGAGUCGGUGUGUUUGGUACAGGGAGCACAGCCCGAGUGCUGGUCCCGUUGUUGCAAGCUGAGGGCUUUGAAGUUCACGCGCUGUGGGGAGGAAGUGAAGAGGAAGCUCGCAGCUUAGCAAAAGAACUCGGUAUCCCGUUCCACACCAGCCGAUCUGACGACGUCCUCCUGCACCAAGAUGUUGACCUGGUUUGCAUCUAUAUUCCACCCUCAAUGACAAAACAGAUUGCAGUCAAAGCACUGGGUAUAGGUAAGAAUGUUGUGUGUGAGAAAGCUGCAACAGCUGUUGAUUCAUUCAAGAUGGUGACUGCAGCCAGAUACUACCCUCAGCUGCUCAGCAUUAUGGGUAACACCCUGCGCUUCCUGCCCGCUUUUGUUGCGAUGCGCAAGCUGCUGGUCGAAGGAUAUGUUGGUGAUAUCCAGGUGUGUGAUGUUCGAGUCUACGGCCCAAGUCUCCUUGACCAGUCGUAUGGCUGGACCUGUGAGGACCUGAUGGGAGGAGGCGGGCUGCACAUUGUUGGCUCCACCAUCAUUGACCUCUUGAGUUACCUCACGGGCACCCGAGCCCAUCGUGUGCACGGUUUACUACGGACUUUUGUACAACAGAACAACUUGAUCCGGGGCAUCCGCCGCGUCACCAGCGAUGACUUCUGUUUUUUCCAAAUGCUGAUGGGAGGUACUGGAUCUGCUGGUGUGUGCUGCACCGUCACCCUGAACUUCAACAUGCCUGGGUCAUUUGUGCAUGAGGUUAUGAUAGUUGGAUCCACUGGAAGGUUGGUCGUCAGGGACACGCAACUUUACGGUCAACGCAACGGCAAUAAAAGUGAGGAGUUGUUGCUAGGUGACAGUGGGUGGGUUGGACCUGAGGCGAAGGAGAUGCCUCUUCCUUUUCUGCAGGGCCUGAGCUCCAUGGUAAAGGCACUGAGACAGUCUUUUCAGGCUCAUGAGGAGCGCAGGUCUUGGGCACGAGGACCAGUUGCUUCGGCGCCGACAUUCGAAGACGGUCUGUAUGUACAGACGGUGGUCGAGGCGGUGAAACGGUCCAGCAGCAGCGGGGAGUGGAUAUGCGUGGACGUCAUGAGUCAGGAGCCGGAUCCGAAUCAGAAUCUGUGCGAGGCUCUUCAGAGAAACAAAAACUGAAUUAAUUUAUUCACAAAGUGCAAAAACUACAUAUGGGACAGAACAGGGCUUUGAA